Funneliformis mosseae is the source of this 341-nucleotide messenger RNA. The record is from the annotation of a GenBank genome assembly. NCBI's taxonomy places the organism in Eukaryota, Fungi, Glomeromycota, Glomeromycetes, Glomerales, Glomeraceae.
ACUUCAAGUUUCAACUUAUGCUAGCGUUGAAUAUUUUAACGGGAUCUGCUACCAAAGCAUUUUCGAGUUAGUUCUCAGAGUUGGCUUACAAUCGUUCGUUUUGAAAAAGAACACGUUUGUUGAGAGCACAACUGGGAAAUUUGUCGAAAACGAAUUAGAAUGGAGGACAUACUUGCAGGAAUUAAUGCAAAAAUUAAUUUUAAUCAAAAUUCUUUUAGAAAUGAACGAAGAUAUAAACUUAAUGAUCCAAGAACAUUUAUAUAAGGUUUUACAAGGUGACAUUGUGUUUUAUUGGAUGAAAGUUCAGGCAACCGUCAACAAACCUGGUAAUUAUUUAUCCG